GGCUCUGAAAGCUCCAGGAUGGAUGAAGCACUGGCAUUGUGGUGUUCGAGCUAAAACGAGUGGUAAAUUGGUCGCAUUUAUCUCGGCAAUUCCGUCAGUUAUACGGGUUUAUGACAAGGUAAUCAAAAUGGUGGAGAUCAAUUUUUUGUGCGUGCAUAAGAAGCUUCGUUCAAAAAGGGUGGCACCAGUGCUGAUCCGUGAGAUCACACGUCGGGUAAAUCGUCAGGGUAUUUUUCAAGCCGCAUUUACAGCUGGUGUCCAACCGAAAACAUCAAAUCUGAUGCCAAUGGAGAAAUGUCACAUCGAUAGCGCGUAUAAAUUGCUUCAAAAUUAUUUGAAAAAAUUCGACCUGGCACCAGUUUUUUCACGUGCUGAUUUCGAACAUUUCUUUCUGCCUAGGUACAAUGUCAUCUACAGUUACGUUGCUCUGGUACGUUUGCCUUCCCAGCAGUUCCAUUGAUU
Gongylonema pulchrum is the source of this 462-nucleotide messenger RNA. The record is from the annotation of a GenBank genome assembly. NCBI's taxonomy places the organism in Eukaryota, Metazoa, Nematoda, Chromadorea, Rhabditida, Gongylonematidae.